CGCCUGUGCGCCGCCGCGGCCGCCGGGGAAGCAACUUCGCGAGCGCCCGCGACCUGCCGGCCCCCGGCCCCGCGCCCCCCGGCGCCCGGCACCCCGAGGCCAUGGACGAGCUGGCCCGGCUGCUGCCCCCGCUCCUCCUGCUCUGCGCGCAGCAGCCCCGCGGCACCAGGGCGAUGAACGACAUCGGGGACUACGUGGGCUCCAACCUGGAGAUCUCAUGGCUGCCCAACCUGGACCACCUCAUGGAGGGCUAUGCCCGGAACUUCCGCCCCUGCAUCGGAGGCCCCCCUGUGAACGUGGCGCUUGCCAUCGAGGUAGCCAGCAUCGACCACAUCUCCGAGGUGAACAUGGAGUACACCAUGACCGUGUUCCUGCACCAGAGCUGGCGGGACGGCCGGCUGUCCUACAACCACACCAACGAGACGCUGGGGCUGGACAGCCGCUUCGUGGACUGGCUCUGGCUCCCCGACACCUUCAUCGUCAACGCCAAGUCCGCCUGGUUCCACGACGUGACCGUGGAGAACAAGCUCAUCCGGCUGCAGCCCGACGGGGUGAUCCUGUACAGCAUCCGAAUCACCGCCACGGUGGCCUGCGACAUGGACUUGGCCAAGUACCCGAUGGACGAGCAGGAGUGCAUGCUGCAUCUGGAAAGCUACGGCUACUCGGCUGAGGACAUCGUGUACUACUGGUCGGAGAACCAGCAGCAGAUCCACGGGCUGGACAAGCUGCAGCUGGCCCAGUUCACCAUCACCAGCUACCGCUUCACCACCGAGCUGAUGAACUUCAAGUCGGCCGGCCAGUUCCCUCGGCUCAGCCUGUACUUCCACCUGCGGAGGAACCGGGGCGUCUACAUCAUCCAGUCCUACAUGCCCUCCGUCCUGCUGGUCGCCAUGUCCUGGGUCUCCUUCUGGAUCAGCCAGGCAGCCGUGCCUGCCAGGGUGUCCCUAGGCAUCACCACGGUGCUGACCAUGACCACCCUGAUGGUCAGCGCCCGCUCCUCCCUCCCGCGGGCGUCGGCCAUCAAGGCGCUGGACGUGUACUUCUGGAUCUGCUACGUGUUCGUCUUCGCCGCGCUGGUGGAAUACGCCUUCGCCCACUUCAACGCCGACUACCGGAGGAAGCAAAAGGCCAAGGUCAAGGUCACGGAGCGGAGGGCAGAGGUGGACGUGAGGCAGGCCAUCGUGCUGUUCUCCCUCUCGGCUGCCGGCGUCUCCCAGGAGCUGGCCGUGUCCCGGCGGCCGAGCCGCCUGCCCGGGAGCCUCCUGGGCUCCUACCGGUCGGUGGAGGUGGAGGCGGGGCCGGCCGAGAAGCAGGGAGGCCUCCGCUCCCUUUUCAAGCCCAUCGACGCGGACACCAUCGACAUCUACGCCCGCGCCGUGUUCCCCGCGGCCUUCGCGGCCGUCAACGUCAUUUACUGGGCGGCUUACGCUCUCUGAGCGGGCGCCCGGCCUCCUGCCGCCCGGCCUCUGGGGAGAGGGACCCUCGCGUGGCUUGGACCGGCGAGUUCCAGAGUGGAGGCCACGACAGACCACGUGACGCAGGAGGAACACGCGGCCCCCCGGCGCCUGGCCCGCCCCCACCUCCGGGAACACCGCCCCGGGGCCCUCCCGCCUGCAGACGCCCAGCCCAGCUCCUCCACCCAACAGCAGAGCCCUGACCGCGGCUGAGCCGGGGCGCGGGGCCUGGGGGCCACGCACUUGACGCGGGAAACGACCCUGACUCCCGGGCGUCCGUGGGGUGAACCGGGAGUGGAGGCAGCUGGGCGUGGGGGUGCUCGUUGCCUGGGGGAGCGGGCGGAGCGGGCGCCGUAGCCUCUGGUCCCAGCAUGAAAUAAAGUGGAGCCCCGGCCCCUGGCCCUCUCUCCCAGCAGCCAUGGCUCAGCGGGCACAGGGCACAGGGACCCGCAGACAGACACUCGCGUUCCAGAGGCUGAGCCACGUGGCCACGUGCGGGGUGUCGGUGGGAGGGCAGUGGGGGGCGUCCAGGAGUCACAGCGGCUCCCCUGUCUUGGUCCCACGGCCGUGGUGCCGGGACGGUGCCGUCCUGGAGGAGGCGAUGGGAGGACAGAGGCCAUCAAGUCCCCACAAACCCCAGCCCCUUCCCAGCUGCACUGCCUCCGGAGACGGAGACGCGGGGGACAGGGCCACAGCUCAGCCAGCCGGCCUCGGCCGCGGGAGGCCCGGCAGCAGCUCUGACGAGGGUCCGGUUUCCGGUGCCGCCUCCUCAGCCGGAGGGAGCAGGAGCGCAAUCGGGCAGCUGUGCGGGCGGCCGGCUCUGUGGGGAAGGUCGCCAGCUGCAGGUCCUACUGUGCCCAGGUGCCCCUCCCGGGGAGCCCACCUCAUGCCACCUCCAGGGGUGCCUGCUGGGCCAUCGCGCCCCACCCCCGCCCGGCACAGCCCGCCCAGGGGCCCAGUGGCCUGGCCGCGAGGGAGGCUCACCCACAGGCAGGGUGGCCCCUGAGGCCAGCUGCUCCCCAAAGAGCCGCCCUGUCAGAGGGCAGAGGCGGGCGCUGGCCCCGCUGCCCAAACCACAGAUGGGGCUCACCAGCUCACCUCUGGCCCAGCUCUAGGCUCUGCCCUUAAAGAUCCGCCCUGGCACCUGCAGCCCCUUUGCCACCUGCUCCCAGGGACGAGGCUGCGGGUC
This is a messenger RNA of Myotis myotis, 2643 nucleotides long. It is a transcript of the gene GABRD, whose product is annotated as gamma-aminobutyric acid type A receptor subunit delta. The transcript has 9 exons. Bases 102 to 1436 code for a protein of 444 amino acids. Gene Ontology annotation, biological process: regulation of membrane potential; nervous system process; monoatomic ion transmembrane transport. Gene Ontology annotation, cellular component: membrane; synapse; GABA-A receptor complex. NCBI's taxonomy places the organism in Eukaryota, Metazoa, Chordata, Mammalia, Chiroptera, Vespertilionidae. The record is from RefSeq and is a predicted model, not a curated record. Gene Ontology annotation, molecular function: neurotransmitter receptor activity; extracellular ligand-gated monoatomic ion channel activity; GABA-A receptor activity.